Molecule: messenger RNA, 2102 nt
Organism: Trematosphaeria pertusa
Lineage: Eukaryota; Fungi; Ascomycota; Dothideomycetes; Pleosporales; Trematosphaeriaceae
Product: NAD(P)-binding protein
Exons: 4
Coding region: 201-2060 (619 amino acids)
Molecular function (GO): oxidoreductase activity
Source: RefSeq, a predicted model, not a curated record
GUCAAAAAGAUCUUUGCACCCUUGACUCGACACGAGGUCUGGGAACGGGGAGCCACUGAUUCGUCGGCGGAGCACUACACGCAAGCCAUUUCCGCGGUUGCCAAUGUCCUAUCCUACAGUAUAAGGCUGCCGUGGACGCCUGCAGGCGGUGGCAAGAGAUACCCAGUAUCAUACGCAAGAAUCAGCAAGUCUCCGAAAUCAUGGGUUCUGUGGAACAGUUUGAGCACAAGGUCGCCAUCGUCACCGGCGCUACGAGCGGUAUCGGCUCCUGGCUGGCGGAGCACCUGCACAAGCGGGGCUACCGAGUUGCGCUCUGCGGUCGCCGCGAAAAGGAAGGACAAGCUGUUGCUUCCAGUCUUGAUGCUUCGAGCGAGUCAGCCAUUUUCGUCCAGUGUGACGUGUCGUCGUUUGAGUCUCAGAAGAACCUCUUCCAGACCGUGUGGAACAAGUGGAGUCGUCUCGACGUCCUCAUUGCCAAUGCCGGUACCGUCGACCGCGACUCCAAGUACAACUUUGCGCGCCGCGAUGUCGCCAUUGACGACCUGCCAGCCGAGCCCGACACGACGUGCACCGAUGUAGACUUCAAGGGCGCCGUCUACGGCACCACGCUCGCGACGCACUUUAUGCGACACAAUCCCGGAGCCAAGGGUGGCAAGAUCAUUGUGACGGGCAGCAUGAUUGGCAUCUACGCGUGCCCAACCUUCCCCGAGUACUGCGCUGCAAAGGCAGCUGUACACCAGUGGGUCAGGACGGUGGGUCCGCUGCUCCAGCGCAAGGACAACAUCACUGUCAACUGCGUCAUGCCUGGCGGCAUCGAGACGCCCGCCAUGCCCGACUUUAGCACCGCCUUCUUGCCCCACGAAAUGACGCUGCGGUCGACGCUCAUCUCCGGCUACGACACCUUCCUCGAAGAUAAGGACAAUGUCAAGACGGGGCAGUUGCUCGAGGCGGCGCACGACAGGCUCUAUGAAUGGGGACACCCCGGAUACAAGAGCGGUGCCUUUGCGAAGCGGACCGAAAAGGUGUACGAGCCGUGGUUCUCCAUGGUACAUGGCGAGCGGAGUGAGCUGCCGGGUGCGCUACAGAUGGCACCGGACAAGGGGCCCAAGAUCAUUGCCGUCACGGGCGCAACGGGGAGCCAGGGCGGCGGUGUCGUGAACAUUAUGAAGAAGACGCCCGGCUGGAAGGUCCGCGCUAUUACGAGGAAUCCCGAAAGCGACGCGGCGAAGAAGCUUGCUGCCGAGGGCAUUGAGGUGGUGCAGGCCAGCUUCGACGACGAGGCAUCGCUGACCAAGGCGUUUGACGGCGUCCGUGCCGUCUUCGCCGUCACCAACUGGUGGGAGCAUCUCUUCCGCGGCAAGUCCCAGGAUGAAGCCGGCGAAAUCGAAGAAGAGCAGGGCAUGAAGAUUGCCCGCGCCGCCGCCGCCACCUCUACUCUCGAGCACUACAUAUGGUCCACGACGCCUAGUGCAAAGCGCAUGUUCCGUGGCAAGCUGCUGACACCGCACAUGGACUACAAAGCCAACGUCGACGCGCGCAUCAAGUCUGAACUGCCCGACCUGGCCGCCAUUUCCACGUACUUGUACUUUGGCUACUACCCGCAGAACAUGGCAUUCUUUCCCCUCAUCAAGCCCAUUGAAUAUCCCCAAAAUGGCCAGUACAUCCAGACUAUGCCCACCAAGCCCGACGCCAAGAUCCUCCUAUCCGGCGACAUGACGGUUAACCCGGGCAUCUGGGUGCGCCAGGUACUUGCAGCAGGCGCCAAGGCCUACGGCAAAUACACCAACGUCGCUCUUGAAAAGUGGACCUUCCAGCAGAUGAUAGACAUAUGGUCCGAGAUUACGGGCAAAAAGGGCGUCUUUGUGGAAACGACGAUUGACGCGUGGACCAAGCUGUGGGGACCCGCUGGCAACGAGCUGGGCCUGCAGUUCAAGUUCGGUGAGAUGUGUGAUCCGUGGGAGGAGAACGAGGACUUUAUCGGGCCGGAGGAGCUAGGGAUCGACAGGAAUGAGGUCGUAGGAUUUAAGGGCACGAUUGAGGGACUGAAGCAGAUGUUUUAGGCGGCUAGUCGGCAUAUAAAUCCAACCCUGCAGGGAGACUCG